AUGCAUGUCGCCCCUGUUAAAGUACACUCAGGACCUGGCCCUUUUCAAGAGUUCCUCUUAUUGAGUGCCAGAAUGACUUCAACUUCUUUCAACGUGGGUUUGGCUGACAACACGAGGCUGUCCAGCCGUGUGUUGCGACCUCCUGGCGGUGGCCAUACUGACAUCUUCGGGGGAGAGCCCGAGCCCCAGCAGACACACCGCCGUGGACCACCUGCUUCCACCAUCGGCUCCGUAGUUGGCCAAGAAGAGCCAAAGCCAGCUAACGGCACUGACGCAUCCAGCCAGAACGGUCAGAAGAGCCCACAAGAGGCGGCCCCGGCCCCCGUGGCCGAUGCCCCUGAGCCCAAGGCCGCCAGCCCAGUGGCCGCGGCAUCAGAACCAGCCAAGGUUGAGCCCCCCAAGCGUGUCCGCGUACCGCCCGGCGGGUUCUCCUCAGGACUCUGA
This is a messenger RNA of Spodoptera littoralis (African cotton leafworm), 444 nucleotides long. The record is from the annotation of a GenBank genome assembly. Lineage: Eukaryota; Metazoa; Arthropoda; Insecta; Lepidoptera; Noctuidae.